Messenger RNA from Helianthus annuus (common sunflower), 582 nucleotides. RefSeq names its product calcium-binding protein CML42. The transcript has a single exon. The record is from RefSeq and is a predicted model, not a curated record. Gene Ontology annotation, molecular function: calcium ion binding. Lineage: Eukaryota; Viridiplantae; Streptophyta; Magnoliopsida; Asterales; Asteraceae. The coding region runs from base 1 to 582 and encodes 193 amino acids.
AUGGAAAGCAACGCCGAUAAGAAGAGCCUCCUGAAAUCAUCCUCCUCCGUCUCCAAAUCAUUCCGCCUCCGUUCCCCGUCUCUGAACACGCUACGCCUACGUCGAAUAUUCGACCUCUUCGAUACCGAUCAUGAUUCCUUCAUCACCGUGGAUGAGCUUAGCCGCGCAUUGGUCCUCCUAGGCCUUGAAACCAACGUGAGCGAGCUGGAUUCCGUGAUUAAAUCCUACAUCCAACCGGGCAACACGGGCCUCACGUUUGAUGACUUCCAUGCGUUGCACAAAUCAUUAGGCGAGCUGUUUUUCGAGGACGCGGUUGGAGAGGAGGACGAGUCCGGAAACAUGGACAGCAGCAAGCAGGAGGAGUCCGAUUUGACGGAGGCGUUCAAGGUGUUUGAUGAAGACGGAGAUGGGUACAUAUCCGCACAGGAGUUGCAGGUGGUUCUUAAGAAAUUAGGCUUUGCCGAGGCUAGUGAGAUGGGAAGGGUAGAGAUGAUGAUCUCUUCGGUUGAUCGGAACUCUGAUGGAUUGGUCGACUUUUCUGAAUUUAAAGACAUGAUGAAAAGUGUCAUCGCCCUUAAAUAA